AUUCUGACCAGCUAAAAGCACAGGGAGAAUCAUCUCUAACAUGAGGAGAUAUUUGGGGCUAAAAAGAUUUUUUUUGCCUUGGUCGAGGAGGGACACCACGCAGAAUGAAUCCAGUCCACUUAUACCAAAGGCAAGCUCUGCAAAAGAGGACGACGAGGAACAGGACAAUGUUACCACUGAAAGUCGCCAAGUUGGACCAGACAAUCGACAGGACGACAGCCGUGUAUUAGUAAGCAACCAACCCCACUACAGAUAUUCCUUUACGGACUAUUUCCUCAAAUAUUUCCUGUUCCUAUGUAAUCUGGUGUUCACAGUUCUGGGUCUGGUGGUUCUUGGCCUGGGGAUGUGGGGCCUCAUCAGCAAAGAGUCGUUUGCUCAGGAGAAGAUCGGCAGUAUCGGCACUGACCCAAUGCUGAUUCUUGUGUCUCUCGGCUUUGUGCUAACCCUGCUCUGCCUGUCAGGCUGUUUGGGCGCCUUGAGAGAGAACUGCUCAUUACUGAAGCUGUUCUCUGCCACGGUGCUGGCACUCAUCACAGCCCAGGUGCUGGCUGGCAUUGUCGCCUACAGUCUACAAGGUCAGGUUGGAAGCUACCUGCGCUCAGGGAUGUUAGCUGCCAUGGUGCACUACCAGGAUGACCUGGAUCUGAGGUUCAUCGCGGACGAGAUUCAGACAAAUCUUCAAUGCUGUGGGGCAGAUAACUACCGUGACUGGGAACUCAACAUAUAUUACAACUGCUCAGCUCCAGGAGUGCUGGCCUGUGGCGUCCCUGCGACAUGCUGUGUGGAUCCUUUGGAGAAUGGCACAGUGUGGAACUCUCAGUGUGGUUUAGGAGCCCAGCUGCUGGAUGAGUUCAGUGCUCAGAGUGUGAUCUUCCUGGGCGGCUGUCUGGGGGGAAUGUCGCGCUGGAUUGAGCAGCACGAGGGCCUGAUAGGAACAGUUGGAAUAGUUGUACUAGGAGUCCAGUUUCUGACUCUGUUUAUCUCUACACGACUGUUAGAAAGUAUCCAUUGGCAUAAAAUGUACAUGUAAUAUGAUAACUGUACGGUGUGCUUUUUUGUGUCCUGCUUUAGAAUCUCCACUUUGUUUCUCAUUUGUAGUAAAUAUACUCUAUCCCCGAAACCACUGGUUCCGAAAUCUGAGUGUCGGGACCCCAACAACGGGUUACAAAGCUUCACAGAGAGGCCUUCUUGAUUUCAAUAGUUGUCAGACCACUUUAGAGGAACUUCACCCCAAAUUCCUCCUGUGGGGAUUGUCCACAGUAUUGCGUAUGUAAGUCGCUUUGGAUAAAAGCGUCUAACAAGUAACAUGUAAUGUAAUGUCUCAGGAUUUCAUUUACUGUUGUUGUGAAAACUAAAUUAUACAGUUAUUUAUCAAGUUGAUAUACAUACACUUAAAGAUAUCACAGGAUAAGGGAACGGUAAGACUUGAACACAAGCUGCUAUAUUUACAGAAGGUUCCCUCUCUGCUAAACAGCCAUGUACUGCAUUAGAAAAGUACACGUUUAAAACCUGUUUACCCCUGCAAUUCUUUUGUGCUAAUCCAUCUUGCUGCAUAAAACCAGAAAUGCCAAAGUAUUCCAAACUAUUGUGGUGAAUUCACAGGAACAGCACAACAUUCAAUUAAACCCAAUCAUGUCAUGCUGACAAAACAGCAUUGUUUAUUAUUAAAUGUAGAUGGAGGCAAAGAAAUAAAUAAAAAAAAUGUACUUUUUUAAAUCCAAGCUUUGUAGUGAGACCCAUUCAGCAGAGAACAGUAUCUUAAAUAUGUAGACAUCUUUAACACGUUCAUUUAGUUUGUGGUUUACAUUAAAACAGAUAAUUUGAUGAU
Notothenia coriiceps (black rockcod) is the source of this 1828-nucleotide messenger RNA. It is a transcript of the gene tspan10, whose product is annotated as tetraspanin 10. NCBI's taxonomy places the organism in Eukaryota, Metazoa, Chordata, Actinopteri, Perciformes, Nototheniidae. The transcript is spliced from 3 exons. Gene Ontology annotation, cellular component: plasma membrane. Bases 41 to 1030 code for a protein of 329 amino acids. The record is from RefSeq and is a predicted model, not a curated record.